AUGGCUCUGUGUUGCUUCUCUGUUCUGUGGACACUGGUAAGCCUGCUGCUGAUUGGAAUUGCGGCAUGGGGGAUCGGCUUUGGCCUUAUCUCUAGUUUCAGAGUCGUUGGAGUGGUAAUUGCAGUAGGAAUCUUCCUUUUCCUUAUUGCCUUGGUCGGAUUGAUUGGUGCUGUGAAACAUCAUCAAGUAUUGCUAUUCUUUUACAUGAUUAUUCUUUUGCUGGUCUUUAUUGUCCAGUUUUCUGUCUCCUGUGCCUGUUUGGCACUAAACAAGGAACAGAAGAGUCAACUUCUAGAGGUGGGAUGGAAUAACACUAACAGCGCGAGAACAGAUAUUGAGAGAAAUCUGAAUUGUUGUGGAUUCAGAGUUUUUAAUCCGAAUGAAACCUGCUCCUCUGAUUGUUUUAGAAGUCGCCAAUGUCAACCAUGUGCACCGAUAAUAGAAGAGUAUUCUGGAAUGGUGCUGAGAUUUGUUGGAGGCAUAGGACUCUUCUUCAGUUUCACAGAGAUUCUGGGAGUCUGGCUGACGUAUAGAUACAGGAACCAGAAGGAUCCCCGUGCAAACCCUAGUGCAUUUCUUUGAUAAGUUUGUAAAAAACUGAAUCUUCUCUCUGCACCCUCUACUUCAAAAUAUCGAUUCUCCGUAGCUUGGUGUUUCUGUAUAACAAGUGUUCCACGUAUACCCAAAUAAAACUUAAUUUCUGUAAGAAAUUUGUAGUUUUCAUAUUUAAUUUCCCACUAUUUUUCUUCUAGGAAUCUCUAUCUUGAAGUAGACUGGUGCAUUCAGUAGUUCGCAGAGUCAGGCUGCUGCUCUGAGACGGUUAAAUAAAUCUGUUACAACUUUGGUAGUUGAUGUGGUGAACUCUAUACAGUGAGUUUUAUAGCACUACUUGCUUCUCUGGUGUCCAAGAAAACCCAAAAGUAUUUUCUGCUGUAUUAAUUGAUUACAAAAAAUUCACAUGAUUUCUCAUUAAAAUUAUAAAAAUAUAUGGUGG
Messenger RNA from Pterocles gutturalis (yellow-throated sandgrouse), 994 nucleotides. It is a transcript of the gene TSPAN13, whose product is annotated as tetraspanin 13. The record is from RefSeq and is a predicted model, not a curated record. The coding region runs from base 1 to 582 and encodes 193 amino acids. NCBI's taxonomy places the organism in Eukaryota, Metazoa, Chordata, Aves, Pterocliformes, Pteroclidae. Gene Ontology annotation, cellular component: membrane. The transcript is spliced from 6 exons.